CAUCAAAAUGGAUUGCACGAUGACGAAACUUCACACUCCCUGCACUGCACCAAUCAUCUUUCUCUCUCUUGCCCUUUUCCAAAUGUCAACUCUUCUUUACCCUGAAAAUUGAACGGCAAAAUCAUCCAGUUUCUUUGUUCUCUCACCCCAAACACUUCCUCCGCCCGACCACCCUUUCCCGUUAAAUUACCUGAGCCGGAAAACCGACGGCAAUUUUCCGGCGAAAUUCAGAAUCCACGAUCAUUGAAAAAUGGCAUCCCUAGAAAACACUAAUUGGCUGAUUGAUUGUGGCUUGAUGGACGAUAUCCCUGUUCCUGAUGCGAAUUUCUCUGUCCCAGCUACGGGCUUCAAUUGGUCUUUGCAAAAUCCAAACAGUUCAUCUAUUGUCGGUGUGGAAAUUGAUGGACCACUUGGAGAUUGUGACUCCCAGAAGGAGUCCGGUUGCAAGAAGAGGGGUAGGUCUGAAUCAUGUAGUGCUUCUAGCUCCAAAGCAUGUAGGGAGAAAUUGCGGAGGGAUAGGCUAAAUGACAAGUUUUUGGAAUUGGGUUCUAUAUUGGAGCCUGGAAGACCUCCUAAAACAGACAAGGCUGCUAUUUUGAUUGAUGCUGUACGAAGGGUGAGUCAGUUAAGAGGUGAAGCUCAGAAGCUGAAGGACUCAAAUUCAAGUCUUCAAGAGAAGAUCAAAGAGUUGAAGGCUGAAAAGAAUGAGCUUCGGGAUGAGAAGCAGAGGCUGAAGGCAGAGAAGGAGAAGUUGGAGCAGCAGUUGAAAGCUGUGAAUGCACAACCUAGCUUCUUGUCUCCGCCACCUGCAAUUCCUGCUACAUUUGCUACCCAAGGCCAAGCACCUGGAAACAAGUUAGUGCCUUUCAUUAGUUAUCCUGGAGUUGCCAUGUGGCAGUUUAUGCCACCUGCUGCAGUGGAUACCUCUCAGGAUCAUGUGCUCCGUCCACCUGUUGCUUAAGCUAGCAACCUGUUGCGCCUCCCACUCCUAAAAGGAAGAGAAAAAAAAAAAAAAAAAAGAAACCCACAUUUGUCAUUGUUGUCUGUAUUACAUUUUGUUGCUUAUUCUAACUGGACAUGGUGGGUGUCUUACAUGAUUUGCGGUCUGGAUUGUCUAUGAAAUGUUGCUGUUGCUCACAUGUAAAUUUAAUAAUUUUAUUUAACAAUUUAUGUUUCAA
Hevea brasiliensis (rubber tree) is the source of this 1178-nucleotide messenger RNA. Its product is annotated as transcription factor ILR3. NCBI's taxonomy places the organism in Eukaryota, Viridiplantae, Streptophyta, Magnoliopsida, Malpighiales, Euphorbiaceae. Gene Ontology annotation, molecular function: DNA-binding transcription factor activity; protein dimerization activity. Bases 251 to 961 code for a protein of 236 amino acids. The transcript has 5 exons. Gene Ontology annotation, biological process: regulation of DNA-templated transcription; intracellular iron ion homeostasis. The record is from RefSeq and is a predicted model, not a curated record.